AUGGGACCAGAGCGAUCUUUCGCUCGGUGGUUCAAGGCAAACGGACAUGGCUUCAUCCAGUAUGAAGAUACCACCUCGGUGCCCGACCUCGUUGGCAGUGCGCACGGAAUAGUGCUCGACUUGGGCGCAGGAAUUGGCAACCAAAUACAACGAUUUGACAAAGCCAAGGUCCAACACAUUUUCGGCGUGGAGCCCAACACCUCCUUUGCGGCGGUCCUCACCGACCGUAUCAAGGAGCUGGGCUGGGAGGGCAAAUACACGCCGGUUUUCUGCGCCGUUGAGGACGCUACCGAGCUGAAGAAGCACGGGAUCGUGCCCGGCAGCGUUGACUGCGUCGUGUGCAUGCAGGUUCUGUGCUCGGUCGACAAGCCAGCAGCCGUCGCUCGCGAGCUGUACAGCCUCCUGAAGCCAGGCGGAGAGCUACUUUUCUGGGAGCAUCAUCGUAGUACCGAUCGAUUGACUCGGAUAUUUCAAUGGCUCUGGAGUUCGGUCUGGUCCCUGUCUCUGGCAGGCUGCCGCCUUGAUCGGCCUGUCAAGGACGCUUUCCUCCGCGCAGGCGAUUGGGAGCUUGUGCAGAUUGACGAGGAUAAAGACGGGGCAUUGAUCAUGCCCCGUGUCUGGGGCAAACUUGUGAAGCGCAGUGUGUGA
Molecule: messenger RNA, 648 nt
Organism: Phaeoacremonium minimum UCRPA7
Lineage: Eukaryota; Fungi; Ascomycota; Sordariomycetes; Togniniales; Togniniaceae
Product: putative methyltransferase type 11 protein
Exons: 4
Coding region: 1-648 (215 amino acids)
Source: RefSeq, a predicted model, not a curated record